ACUCACUUCCGGUUUGGCGGAUAUUGUGCUUCGGAGAGGAAAUAUUCAGUUCAUUUCACGCAAAACAGAGGAAUAUUUUUUCCAUUCUGAAUUGUUUAGGUGACGAUUGUGAGAAAGCCGAGGUCAAAUGUCAGUCAAAUGGUCAACCGUCUGGGGAGGGUGAGGGAUAAUUUGAAGUCCCAAGACCCAUGAAGUCACCUAGGUUUUCAAACUGCUCGUCAUAUGGAACAAAAAGUUAAGUCAGAGUGGUAAAAAAAAAUAUGGAUGGCUCUUGGACUGCCGAUGGUGAGCUUAGCCAUGGAGGAGCAGAUAAUACACCAGGUCAAGCACUGGCUAAUACUAAUGAACUUUAUAUCCAAUAUGGAAAAGUCAUCACCGAGGGAAGUUGUGGUGGAAGAUGGGAUGGAGAUGUCCCUAACAAGGGGCCCGUUUCAAGGAUACAAGAAAUUGGGUCUGAAGUUGCAUCAUCAACAUCCACACAUAAUGCCUCAAGGGAUUUUUCCCCAGAUUGCCAGGAAGUACCAUCCGGAACAACGUGUCCAAGUAUGGGCAGUUUGCUCAACAUUCCAGAGGACUCUAUAGAAAGAAAAGAGUCAGUGAUGAGCAACAUGUACAAUUCUGUGACUGACCACUUCCCUGCUGCUAUACAACAACAGACAGAUGCCCAAUACUUGGAUCCCCUGUUUGAUGGCUCAUCAUUAAAUGACAAGGUGCCCAUUGAGACCAGUUGCAAGAUAAUUAAGCGGUGCUCAUCACUGGGAUUUUAUGAUUCCACUGAGGUUUGCUCUUUAGCACAGAGUAAAACUACAGAGGAGACAUAUUUUCCCAGAAGACCCUGUUUGUCAAAUGAGUUAAGUCCAGUCAGAUCCAAAAUGGAGAAGCAUGCUACAAAUGUGAAAGAACACAUGUCCUGUGUUUCUGUUACCACGUCAAACAGUAAUGGGAAUGAAAAGGAUAUCUCAGUUUUGAGACAAGCUCAUUAUAGUUUUCAUAGAACAUCCAAAGAAGAUGAACAAUCUUGUACAAAUGUCAGUGCCAGGAAAUGUAUGGAUAGCCAAACUAACAGACAUUUCAGCAUACCUAGUCAUCAUUUGACGUUUGACACUACCUCUGCUGAACCAAUUCCUGUAUAUUCAUCUACCUCUGAUAGUAAACAAGAUAACAUUGAAAAAAAGAAUCCUUUAACACUCAACACUAUGGAGCAUUUGCAAACAUCAAUGGAAAUCUCAGAUACUUGGACAAAGAGUGACGUGUCUAAUUCACGGCCUGAAAAAGAGGAAUCCACCACCAGCGAAACAAAUGUGAAGUGCGCAACAAGAAAUCCAGACUUUCUAACCACUGCCACUCAAAGCUCUUGCAAAGUGGUGAACAAACAAGAACAUGGAGGGUCAGAAAUGUCGUAUGACACAUCUACCUGUAGUCAAAGUCACUCUUCACGUGAGCUUUUAUCAUCUGAUACACACGAUACCUCACUGAUAAUAAGUAACACUGACGGAGAGACAGAUAAUGGCCAAAUAAUUACUCAGAAUGUUCUAAAAGUUGGAGACAGCUCUGAUGAUACUAUUGCUCAUAAUAAUUUCCUGGGUCAAUCACACUCUUCGACUGUUAGCCCAAACCCUGAGACCAUGAUCUGUGUUUCCAGCUUGGAGAAUGCAAGUAAAGAGAGAAAAUCUGAAGUAAACAUCAGGAGUCCACAAACACCUGCUGAUUUCCUUGUGAAAGAAACAACCCAAGCAGAGCCCUACCAGGAGGAUUCAACUCCCUUUGCAGAGAAUGAACAUAAAAUUGAUCCCAGUUGUGAGACUUCCUUUGUUAGCAUCAGUACUCCUGUUACAAUAAAAAAAAGAGUUUGGCACUUCUUAAAAAAAAGAAAACUACUGAAAAUGACCAGAGUGCUUUCAACAAUUCAGGAACCUUCCGAGAACAACACUGCUGAUUCUGGGAAAUUUUCUAGGGAUUUGAAAAAGAUCAAAACAAAGACAGAAAUAAAACAUUUACAAGAUACAUGGCAGAAAAGCAGGAAAGCCAAACAUCUGGCUUUAUUUACUGACUACAGAUGGCGUGUGAAGUCACGUCAGAUGUUCCGGCAUCACAUCAGUCAGGUAUUCCAGACGUCUUCAGGUCCACAGCCAAAUCAAAAGGGGUCGAACGAAAUGAACAGAUUAUUGGGUUGUUUUGAAGACCCGUUAAAAACUGAGAUACAUGGUGAGAAGCAUGACGUCAUGGCUCAAAGCAGUGCAAAGGAUCUCCAAUCAAAUACUAGUAAUACACUACUAAAAACACCUGCUGAGGAAGCUCACAGCACUGAGCUAAAUGAUGAUGCAGCUUUCGAGUUGUCUCUGCAGUCCACUAUUAACAGUGCAGGACUCCAUUUCUGCAUUGCCAAUGCAUUUAACAAAAGUGUAAAGGAUGAAAGGUCGAGAAAUCCCUUAACGGCUAUGAGUGUGAAAGCAUCCGAUAGCCAACUGGAAGAAUUAUCAGAAACGGAUAAAAAUCCACUAUGUGGAACAAAUGCAAUUUCACUUAAACCUCCUCUAAUUCAGAAAGUAGACAGAUUUACACAGUAUUGUGAUGCGGACUACAUGACUGGACUAAAUAAGGACUCGUGUGCAGUAGCUGAUGCUGUUAAGAAUAGAAAAAUUGCAAAGAAAUAUAUCAAUUGUAAGUUCUGUCGUCAAACCUUCCGUCAUAUCUCUGCAUAUACUGCUCAUCAGCGUAUUCAUACAGGCGCAAAACCUUACAGAUGUGAACUCUGUGGCAAGAACUUUGCUCAGCUGUUCAAACUCAGAUCCCAUAGAAAUGUCCAUGUCCAGUCUGUGUCUUGGCCGUAUCCAUGCUGUGGAAAAAAAUUCUCUGAAAAAGGGAAUUUGGUAGCUCAUUUAACAACUCAUGUAAAGAUCUCCAAGCAAAAUAAUGAACCAAGACUACAAGACAGUGAACCUAAUGCCCUUUUAAGAGACCCUUCUCAUGGAAAGGGCGUAAUUUUCGACAUUAAUAACAAAGUUAACAACAGAUAUGUGCAGAAAAAUCACAAACAUGACCGGGAUAAGUUCAUAUCCUGUAAGACUUGUGGAAAAGAAUUUUGGACAGCUUCACAGCUAGUAGUCCAUGAGAAGACCCACUGGCCAGUUAAACCUUACGCUUGCUCCAUUUGUGGCAAAGGUUUUAAUCGGAUCAAGGCUCUGAAAAAGCAUUCUGGAAAACACACAGGAGAGACACCGUUCUCUUGUUUUCAUUGUGGUUGUGCAUUCUCUGAUCUUCCUGCACUGAGGGUGCAUCAAAUUUCUAAACUAUGCAAACAGAAACAAGAUGUAACUGAAAAGAAUUACAAUAUCGAGGGCUUUCUAGUCACUUAUGGAGUUGAUGGUCAAGUCAGUACACCAGUGUUCUUCAAGUGCCAAAUAUGCAAACAGCUCUAUCAGACAUGGUGUCAAUAUACUCUUCACCUUCAAACCCACACAGAUUCUCCACCCUAUCUUUGCUUUGCUUGUGGGCAGAGCUAUGAAAACAAUUCUGUAGUGAAUGUUCAUUGCAGGGAAUGUUGUCAGGUAAGUGGGGAGGAGGUGGCUUGUGCUUCUUCAUUUUCUCAAAUCUUGAGUAGUGACCCCAGAAAAUGUGCUGACUUAAAGGAUAAUUCACAAACUGAUCAGAGAGAGACUUCCAAAAGCGAUUCUCUGUCAAGUGCUGGCCACUUUCACAAGAAUUCCCAAACUAAUAAUCUGCAGACGGAAUUCCCUGCGCCUGAGUCCUCUGAGUUUGUAAAUGCUUCACAUUUGCUUGAAACUGUGCCUCUGUUACCUCAAUCACCCACACCUUCUGUGAUGACUUGUGCCAAUUCUCUGGAAGAUGUUGAAAGACCAACUCUUUGGAGGUUUAAGUGCUCACGUUGUGGUCAGAGGUACAAGCGAUACCGGACUUUGUCUCUUCACAUGCAGACACAUGCCCCUGCUUUUAGAUACACCUGUCGACAUUGUGGCCACUCAUUUGAAAGGUGGAACAAACUCUGGUUGCACCAACGGAUUCAUCGUCGCAAAGGCCGUCGCUAUACUUGUUCGCAGUGCAACGUCCAAUUUAACUUCUUUAGUGCAUAUAGAAUGCACCUUCUGAACCACGCAGAGGAAAGACCCUACGCUUGUCCACUUUGCCCCCAAACCUUUGCUUGUGAAGAAGGCUUGCAUGUUCACCGAUGUGAUUUUCAUCGACCGACACGAAAGUUCCGGUGUGACGUUUGUUCCAGAAGCUUUAGUAAUUUGACAAACUUGGUUAAGCACAGUCUCCUUCACAAUGGCACCAGGUCUCACCAGUGCCUUCCAUGCAAUCUCUCAUUUUCAAAUAGCAAAAGUCUACAGGAACAUUUGAAUACUCAUAAUCAUUCUGCCAGCCUCCUCCCUUCCAUCCCGUCGGAGCCAUUAACAUUUCUACACAAGUGUAAUAUAUGUAAGAGCAGCUUCUCCAAGGGGGAUCUACUCUAUGCUCAUCAGAUAUGUCAUACCAGAGAUUUAAAGAGUCGAGUGCGUUCUACCCAAAGAAGUAAAUCUACCUCAGUUAUCCUUGGAGGCACACAGUCUACUACUAGAAGGUCUCUGCUAUCAACUCUUGACCUUGAUGCCAUUCCAAAGGAGAGCCUUUUUAAAUACCCCCACCCAGAUAAGCUGUAUGUACCACCUCGUAGUUCAAGCAAGGUAAAACGUACCCCAGUCGUUAAUCUAGAUCCAGGUGAGGAUAAGGACAUCCCACAGGAAGCCAGCACUGACCCGGUUUCUGGAACUGGACAGAGUUCUGAGGAAUAUACUGGAACGGAAAUUAUGCACCAACCUCCAAGCCAAGAAUCUAAUCAGUCUCUGAAUUCUGGAGAUUCUCACAUGGAUACUGUAACUGAUCAUCUCCAGGGCAACAGUAGCCAAAUGAUUGAGUUUUACGAAACCAGUGUAUUCUUAAUGGGACCAGCCACCACCGGGCAGGCUGCUGAAAAUACAGGUGAAAUACAGGACGAGACCUUCGAAUGUGCAGACUGCUCUGAAAAGAUAGACAGUGCUAUAGGAUUAUAUGAACAUUAUUUACUACACGCAUUAGGUAAUCGAUACGUUUAGAGUCGUCUCUGAAAGAGGAAGACUCUUUCAACUCUUGCAAAUUUCAGAUACAGAAAAGUUGCUGCUCCUGUGCCUUAAAAUGACCUCGUCACUUUUAACCAGCCCAUAUUUGUUCCUUCUCAUAAAGCCGUGGCCUUUACUGUCUGUAUUUAUCGGAAACAAAGUAAUUAAAAAAAAGAUUGUUUACAAACUUUUAAUCAUCUCAUCCUGUUGUGCUUUACAGGGUUAUGUAGACCUGCACUGGAAAUUUUAUGCAAAAAUGCCAUCUUGUAUUUUAUAUUACAUGAUCAUGAUUGAAUGUACACUAAUUGGUGAAGACAAUUUUUGUUUAAAUCCUUUACGAUAGUCUUACAUUGAGCCUUUGUUGAG
This is a messenger RNA of Hemibagrus wyckioides, 5459 nucleotides long. RefSeq lists its product as uncharacterized. Bases 261 to 5090 code for a protein of 1609 amino acids. The record is from RefSeq and is a predicted model, not a curated record. Lineage: Eukaryota; Metazoa; Chordata; Actinopteri; Siluriformes; Bagridae. The transcript is spliced from 5 exons.